ACGAAUCUAUUUCAGUUGAGCUUUUCUGGAGAGAAGUCAUAUAACAUUGGUAUAAAUCAAACAACAGUUCUCUUAAUGAGAAAUUAAUAGAAGCUUAUUCAUUAAAUAUUUAUAAUGGAUUCCCUUUUGAAAUAAUUGAUGGAGAAACAUUUUAUUAUCCAUACGAAUUCUUAAAAAAAUGCUUUUCUCAUUAAUUAUUUACAAAUAAAAAAUUUUGUAUCAUAAGCAUAAUAGGACCACAAAAUUCAGGUAAAUCAACCUUAUUGAAUUAUUUCUUAGGAUGUGACUUUUACGUGAGUGAAGGGAGAUGUACGAGAGGAAUAUAUGGCACUCUCGUAAAGUCAAAGGUACCAUAGUUUGACUACAUAUUAGUAAUUGAUUCUGAAGGUCUUUUAUCAUAAGAGAAAAAAGAUCCAGAUUAUGACAGAAAACUAACUCUAUUCUGCUUAUCAGUGAGCUAAUUCCUAAUCAUUAACGUUAAAGAGCUAACAACAGAAAUAAGUAAUAUAUUGGAGCUUUGCAUUGAUGUCUCAACUGAUUUAAAAACUAAUAAAAUACCUAAAAAAGUAGUUGAGAUCGUUUUUAAUUAAAAAGGGGAUCCAAAUAACUAAAACAAUU
Tetrahymena thermophila SB210 is the source of this 618-nucleotide messenger RNA. RefSeq names its product von willebrand factor type A domain protein. Lineage: Eukaryota; Ciliophora; Oligohymenophorea; Hymenostomatida; Tetrahymenidae. Gene Ontology annotation, molecular function: GTP binding. The annotation marks the transcript as partial. The transcript has a single exon. The record is from RefSeq and is a predicted model, not a curated record.